Messenger RNA from Ctenocephalides felis (cat flea), 1471 nucleotides. RefSeq names its product WD repeat-containing protein 92-like. Gene Ontology annotation, molecular function: ubiquitin binding. Bases 244 to 1347 code for a protein of 367 amino acids. The transcript has 5 exons. NCBI's taxonomy places the organism in Eukaryota, Metazoa, Arthropoda, Insecta, Siphonaptera, Pulicidae. The record is from RefSeq and is a predicted model, not a curated record.
AAAAACAUUGAAAAUGUUAUGAAUGGUUAUUUCAAAAACGUAGAAAAUUCAAAAUAAAUCAGAUUUAAUUUAGUAUUUAAUACUAUUUUAAUAACUUGUAUCGGAGUAUUAGGCUUUAUUGCCUGCAAUGCCAAUAAAAAUUUUGCGUUGUGGUUAAUAGUGCGCAAUGUAGUCUUACGUUGAUUAACCUUACAGAUCAAGAUUUAUUGACCAAACAAAUGAAGUUUUUGUGUAGUAACAAAAAUGGAUAAACCGCAACUGAUUGCUCAUUUAGAAAAAUCUGUAACAUAUACAAUAUUUGAUACAAAAUGGAUACCAUGUUCAGCAAAAUUUGUUGUUCUUGGGUCUACUCCUCGAGGGACAGGCAUGGUGCAAAUAUAUGAAAUAAAUGCAGGAAAACUGGAGUUACUGAAGGAGUUUGAGAAAAAAUGUAGUUUUAAAUGUGCAACUUUUGGGGCUUCAAAUUUACAUGACAGAAAUUUAGCUACAGGAGAUUUUAGUGGCCGACUUCAAAUAUGGGAUCUUGAAGAUACUAAUAUACCUGUGUAUUCUGAAGAAGCCCAUCAAGAUAUUAUAAAUUCCAUUGAUGGAGUAGGUGGAACUACAAUCAAUUGUGGUGCACCUGAACUGGUUACUGGGAGUCGAGAUGGUGCAGUUAAAGUUUGGGAUUUAAGGCAAAAAGGUGCACCAGUAGCCGUAAUGGAGCCUUCUAGAGAUGAUCUACGAAGAGAUUGUUGGUGUGUUGCAUUUGGGGACAGUUAUAAUCAGGAAGAUCGAUCUGUGUGUGCGGGAUAUGAUAAUGGAGAUAUUAAGAUGUUUGAUUUGCGCAGAAUGAAGGUUCGCUGGGAAACCAAUGUUCGUAAUGGAAUAUGUGGAUUAGAAUUUGACCGAAAAGAUAUUCCAAUGAAUAAACUGGUUUGUGGGACCUUAGAAGGUGGUUUACAUUGCUGGGAUUUAAGAACACAACAUCCUGAAAAGGGUUUUGCUUGUGUAACAGAAAAAGGAGCAGGUGGAGGCUAUGGAACAGGUGUACAUGGGAAUAAAUCAAGAGCUACAGUGUGGCUUGCUAAACAUUUACCUCAAAAUAGAGAAAUAUUUGCUAGCUGUGGGGGCUCUGGCAGCGUGAGGGUUUGGAAAUAUAAUUAUCCAGAUAAAAGGUCGAAGGAGGGGCCAAACGGAUUACCACAAGGUGUUGCAGGAAACUUAGAACUGAUUCAAAGUACAGUUGUCAGCACACAACCAGUAUGUGCAUUUGAUUGGAGUCCAGACAGAACUGGUUUAGCCAUAUGUGGUUCUUUUGAUCAAACAGUUAGAGUAAUAAUUGCCACAAAACUUAAUUUAUUAUAAAAACUUUGAAUUGUUGACAAAUAAUAGUCACGUACUGGCCACAUACAAGACCUUAGGUUAUAGCUCCUGCCGGAAUUAUACAAAUCAACAUCUGAGCUUUUCAUACAUUGUACAAAAUGAAAUA